Messenger RNA from Perca fluviatilis (European perch), 4559 nucleotides. RefSeq names its product AGBL carboxypeptidase 5 (gene agbl5). Bases 1 to 2949 code for a protein of 982 amino acids. The record is from RefSeq and is a predicted model, not a curated record. The transcript is spliced from 16 exons. NCBI's taxonomy places the organism in Eukaryota, Metazoa, Chordata, Actinopteri, Perciformes, Percidae. Gene Ontology annotation, molecular function: zinc ion binding; metallocarboxypeptidase activity. Gene Ontology annotation, biological process: proteolysis; protein deglutamylation.
AUGGAGGCUCGCUUUGGUAAUAUUGUCUUCAGCUCCAAGUUUGACUCAGGGAACCUGGCACGUGUGGAGAAGGUGGAGAAGGGCAGCUCCAGCCCUCCUACCGAUGUAGCUCCCGGUGGGAGUGCCCUCUCAGGGCCAAACAUUACCCCUGAUUAUGAGUUCAAUGUGUGGACGCAGCCAGACUGCGGUGGCACAGAACAUGAGAACGGAAACAGAUCAUGGUUUUACUUCAGCGUGAGGGGAGCCGCACCUGGGAAGAUACUGAAAAUCAAUGUGAUGAACAUGAACAACCAGAGGAAGCUCUACAGCCAGGGCAUGGCUCCUCUCGUACGCACCUUACCUGGCAAGAACCGAUGGGAAAGGAUCCGAGACAGACCAACAUGUGAGAAUGUAGAUAACCAGUUCAUCCUCUCAUUCACUCACCGGCUGUUGGAGGCGAGAGGAGCGACCACCUACUUCUCCUUCUGCUUCCCGUUCUCUUAUAGUGAGUGCCAGGAGAUGCUGCAGCAGUUUGACAAGAGCUACCCCAAUGCUGCUCAACUCAGUCCGAGCAGUGAACCAGACAGUGUGUAUUAUCAUAGGGAGUUGCUGUGCCACUCACUAGAUGGCAAUAGGGUGGACCUGAUCACUGUGACCAACUGCAACGGGAUGCAACAUGAGAGAGAACCCCGUCUGCCUAAGCUGUUUCCCGACGCCAACACUCCAAGACCACACCGCUUCUCCAGCAAAAGGGUGUUUUUUCUCAGCAGCCGAGUGCACCCCGGGGAGACUCCCUCAUCCUUUGUGUUCAACGGUUUCCUCAACUUUAUCCUAAGAAGAGAUGACCCUCGUGCUCAUGUGCUUCGAAAAAUAUUUGUGUUCAAGCUCAUUCCCAUGCUAAACCCCGACGGGGUCGUUCGUGGGCACUACAGGACUGAUUCCAGGGGUGUGAACUUGAACAGACAAUACCUGAACCCCAGCCCUGAGCUGCACCCUUCCAUCUAUGCAGCCAAAACACUUUUGCUCUACCACCACACACACAACCGCCUGCACAAUCCACAGUCCAGCAAUCGCUCUAACAGCCCCCCACACCCGCAGACCCCACCGCUUAGCAUCAGACCCGCCAAUCAGCAUCAGUCCCCUCCCUUCACUGCCCUUGAAGUCAACUUGAACCAACGAAAUGCAGAGAAGGAUGCAAAUCCCGCGCUGCCAGAAGUUCCCAUGGUGAUGGAGGAAAACGGCUGGGUCACCACAGAGAUGGGGAGGGGGGACCAGAACAGCUCAUCAAGCUCCCCGGAGACUGUAGCUCCUGUUGCUGUAGAGGUAACAGUACCACAGGUGGAGGAACAGGAAGCAAUUCCACCCCAGGAUGGGGGCGUGGCAUAUUAUGUGGACUUACAUGGCCAUGCCUCUAAACGGGGAUGCUUCAUGUACGGAAAUAACCUUUCUGACGAGAGCCAGCAGGUAGAGAACAUGCUGUAUCCGAGGCUGAUCGCGGUGAACUCUGCCCACUUUGAUUUCCUGGGCUGUAACUUCUCUGAGAAAAACAUGUAUGCACGAGACAAGAGAGAUGGUCAGUCUAAAGAAGGCAGCGGGCGGGUGGCCAUUCACAAGGCCAUAGGGCUGCUUCACAGCUACACUUUGGAGUGCAACUACAACACAGGAAAAACCAUGAACACCAUUCCACCUGCUUGUCAUGACAACGGACGGGCAACCCCCCCUCCACCUCCAUCAUUCCCUCCAAAAUACACUCCAGAAAUAUUUGAACAGGUGGGGCGUGCCGUGGCUAUCUCAGCCCUGGAUAUGGCAGAGUGUAACCCCUGGCCACGGCUGGUGCUGUCGGAGCACAGCUGCCUGAUGAACCUUCGAGCUUGGAUCCUCAAGCACGUCCGCAACACCAAAGGCCUGAACACACAUAUCCACGCUCAGCCUCCACCAAGAAUACACCACAAUGGCAGCAAGGCGUCACCGCCAAAGAGCUUCAACAACUGUCUGUCUGGCUCGGCGUCGGAGAACACCCUCAGUCGUAUUCGCUGCAACAGCCACAGUAGCAGCAGCCAGACUCCCUCCCCAAAGAUGCACAGCUCCCCGAGCUUUACUUUUGGCUGCCCCCCACCCCGAACUCACACACAGCACAACAGCACGCACGGCAGCGGACGCGGAGGCAACAAGACCCUGGGGCCAGUCAGGGACCCUAAACCUCAGGAGAAGAGACGCCCCCCCCACCACCACUCCAUCCUACGGUCUCCCAGCAACAGCCACGCACCCUCCCGCCCCCCACUCUCACCCACUUCCUCCUCGUCCUCCUCGUCUUCCUCCGUGUGUGCAGCGGGCUCCUGUCCCCUCCCGGCCUCCGUCACUAUGACAGGCCUCAGCUGCCCAGACUUUCAGGCUGGUGUACCCAGUUCGGUGGGUUGGUCCAGAAUUCCUUUCCCCAUGCAUACUGGGCGUAUGAGGAGAGGAUGCCGGACUCUUACAAUCACUCAUCACCCCGCAGAGGCCCGCACAGAGACUGCUAAAGCCUUGGGGUCUGAACACAUCCUUUCCUCCAUCAAAUGUAGCAAAUGUGAGCUGCAACCUCACGUGAGCCGCAUCCCCAUCAGGAGGGUGGGGUCGACUGAAAGCCCUCCUGCACAUGACAGUGCAACAUCCCCUAGCGGCGUUAACCCAGUUCCAUCAGGAGAUAAGGAGGUGUCAGCCACCAUGAAGGUCUGGAAGCUGCUUAGACCUGGCCUCCAUCGACACCUGUCACUGCCAGGUGUAUCGGGGAAAAAAGAGGGUGCCGUGCAGUUGGCCUCUAAAGCACUAAUGAAGAAAAGCCCAGACAGAAGUCUCCACUACACAGGACCUAUUAUAGAAACUGCACAAGAGAAGGCCGAGACAGUGCAAGAGGUUGAGGAAACUCCAGUGAUGCCCCUGCCUGAGACUGUGACCAUGUGCGAGACAGUGACCCUGUGUGGAGAAGCCUAGGAACUGCACAGAAGAGGCUCGCGUAUAUGUCUAUAUUUGCUUCAUGUGAGCCUAAAUUCCUAUAUUGUGACCAAAACCAUUUAAAACUAGGAAACAGGAAGGGGCACUGUCAUCAAGGGAGGAUUAUUUUAAUGUGCAAUACAACAAUUUUAGCAUUAUUUAUUCAGAUUUCCCAGAGCAUGCAUGGUGUUUUCAACCAUGCUGUUCAACAUAGUCAGACCGUGGAGCUGUCCAUUCCAACCAUUAAGCAGCUUUACUGGAGUAGCUGGAGGUUUAGUGCCUUGCUCAAUGAAACCACAACUGUGGCUAUAAGGUACGGGAGAGGUACAAACCUUCCCCAUCCAAGUUUUCCAACUGAACAAGAAUCCGUAGGCUUGAAAUAUCCUUUAACAUUUCAGCUAUUACCAUUGUACUUCACAUAUCUGUUUUUUGUGAUUUUAGUCCUUGCCUUCUGAUGUCCCUCUUCCAAAAAAAAAAAGAUGUUAUAUGCACUCUGACCAACACUGUAAUGCACUGGUAUUUUUACAGUCAGCCACUUUUACUAUUACAGUAACGGGUUGAUUUUUAUUCAGACUGACGAGCACAACAGCACCUUUAUAACCUCAGUAUUUCCAUUGUGAUUUUAGAAACUAAUUUGUGAGUGAAGUGUGUAUUUAAUGUAAUUAUUCCAGAAGUUCUUAGUGUUUUACAUAUAGUGCCUAUAAAAGGUGUUCACCCCCAAUGGACAUUUUCAUGGUUUUACAACACUGAUCUUAAUAGAAGUUGAUCUACGCUGAUCCACAGCAAAGAAAGUCCAAAUAUGAAACGAUAACUAACUGCACAUAUUAUCAUAUGGGAUGGAAAUGGCCGGUGUGUAACAAGUGAUUUUUAGGAUAAAUACACUAACAACCUUGUUGUUAUUGUCCUUUCUAACUAGUAGCUGGACCUUUCAAGGCUCUGAUUAUCUCUUGGAGUAAAGUAAUGGGUUACUAAAAAAAUUGAGGGAAAAACAUGGCACAGCUGUAUCUGCCUAGAGCAGGCCACCCUCAAGCGUGAAUGUGAAAGAGGCCCCAGUGAGAGAGGACACCAAAUCCCAUAAAGCCUGGCAGGGAUUGCAUCUGCUGCAGUCUACCAGAGAACUGUGAUUUGGAAAUUUUAUUUCCCCACAUAUAAAGCAAUUUACACAAGUGGCUUAAAAGUAAAAACAUUUAAAAAUAGUAAAACAUGGUAAGGUCCAAAGGGUGGGUUAAUACCUUUAUACACACAUCUGUUUAAAAUAUACUUUGUCACAUUCCUUUAGAGCUUUUUGCUCCACAGCACACCAAUAUAGGAACCUGUACUUUAUUAUCUCAUAUAUAUUCAUAUGAUAUAAAUAUUUUGUGUAAGGCAAACGGUUACAGGAGUUGUCUUUUUAAAUGUAACGAGCAUAUCUUAAACCCAGUGACAUAUGGACUGAUUUUUACCAAAUUACUUUUACUGUGACUGAUCUAAUACUGUGUUGGAACUUGAAUCAAACUUGAAGUAUACAUAAAUUAACUUGAAAGGUAUCGCAAUAUAAUACCUCAAUAAGACUGUAUCUAGUGUGCAUGCAGAAUAACUAAGGAAUAAAUGAUGCAUUAAUGCAAAAGGCA